Messenger RNA from Pipra filicauda (Wire-tailed manakin), 2563 nucleotides. It is a transcript of the gene TPH2, whose product is annotated as tryptophan hydroxylase 2. The coding region runs from base 33 to 1508 and encodes 491 amino acids. The transcript has 11 exons. Gene Ontology annotation, molecular function: tryptophan 5-monooxygenase activity; iron ion binding. Gene Ontology annotation, cellular component: neuron projection. Lineage: Eukaryota; Metazoa; Chordata; Aves; Passeriformes; Pipridae. Gene Ontology annotation, biological process: aromatic amino acid metabolic process; serotonin biosynthetic process. The record is from RefSeq and is a predicted model, not a curated record.
GCGGCGCUGCCCCCGUCCCGCCCGCCGGCCCCAUGCAGCCCGCCAUGAUGAUGUUCUCCAGUAAGUACUGGGCGCGGAGGGGCUUCUCGCUGGAUUCGGCGCUGCCGGAGGAGCGCCCCGCCGCCGGCAGCCUCACCCUAAACAGAUCGAGUUCUGGGAAAAAUGAGGAAAAGAAAGGGAAUAAGGGAAAUGGGAAAAAUGAAUCUGUUUCUGAAGGUGGAAAGACAGCUGUGGUGUUUUCCCUGAAGAAUGAAGUUGGUGGAUUGGUGAAAGCUCUCCGACUCUUCCAGGAAAAACAUGUGAGUAUGGUUCAUAUUGAAUCACGAAAAUCAAAGAGAAGGAAUUCGGAGGUGGAAAUUUUUGUGGACUGUGACUGCAGUAAGAAAGAAUUUAAUGAACUAAUCCAGUUGCUCAAGUUUCAAACUAAUAUCGUAUCUCUCAAUCCACCAGAAAACAUCUGGACUGACGAAGAAGAUCUCGACUGUGUCCCUUGGUUCCCCAGGAAGAUAUCUGAAUUGGACAAAUGCUCCCAGAGAGUUUUGAUGUAUGGAUCUGAGCUGGAUGCAGAUCACCCUGGAUUUAAAGACAAUGUCUAUCGACAGAGAAGAAAGUACUUUGUGGAUCUUGCCAUGAGCUAUAAAUAUGGUCAACCCAUUCCUAGAGUGGAGUACACAGCUGAAGAAGUUAAAACGUGGGGGGUGGUAUUUAGGGAACUCAGUAAACUCUAUCCUACCCAUGCCUGUCGUGAAUAUUUAAAAAACUUUCCUCUGCUGACCAAGUACUGUGGAUACAGAGAGGAUAAUGUGCCUCAGUUGGAAGAUGUUUCUAUUUUUCUUAAAGAAAGGUCUGGCUUCACAGUGAGACCAGUUGCUGGAUACCUGUCUCCCCGGGAUUUUUUAGCUGGCUUAGCAUAUAGAGUUUUUCACUGUACUCAGUAUAUCCGGCAUGGCUCAGAUCCUCUCUACACACCGGAACCGGAUACGUGCCAUGAACUCUUGGGACAUGUGCCUCUACUUGCUGAUCCCAAGUUUGCACAGUUUUCACAAGAGAUAGGACUUGCUUCACUGGGAGCAUCCGAUGAAGAUGUUCAGAAAUUAGCCACGUGCUAUUUUUUUACGAUUGAAUUUGGCCUUUGCAAGCAAGAAGGACAACUACGCGCUUAUGGGGCAGGACUUCUGUCUUCUAUUGGAGAAUUAAAGCAUGCUCUCUCUGACAAGGCCAAUGUGAAAGCAUUCGAUCCAAAGACAACCUGUUUGCAAGAAUGCCUUAUCACUACUUUCCAGGAGGCUUACUUUGUUUCAGAAAGUUUUGAAGAAGCCAAAGAAAAGAUGAGGGACUUUGCCAAAUCAAUCAAUCGUCCCUUCUCUGUGUAUUUCAAUCCAUAUACGCAAAGCAUUGAGAUUCUGAAGGAUACCAGGAGUAUAGAAAAUGUUGUCCAGGACCUCCGCAGCGAUCUGAACACUGUAUGUGAUGCUUUAAGCAAAAUGAACAGAUAUUUAGGGAUUUGAUAUGUCUGGCACUGUGAUUUGCUGUCAGUUGCUCUUUCUGUAGCCAGUUAGAUCACAUGAGAUGGCUAACUUCUCUUACCCAUCAGUUUUCCCUCUACAGCUCGGCCUGUGUCUUGCAUUGUUGUGUACCUCUGUCUAGAUGUAAUGUGCAGACAAACCAAGGCAAUGCUAAUUUGUAAAUGCAACACGGAAUGUGGCAGAAUAUAAACAAUUCCUCAACACGAUGCCAUGUACAAGUAUACCAUUAAAAAUUUGACUGGCAAUGGUUUCGUUUCCGUAAGAUGAUUCGCUUCAAUGUUUAAGAAAUGAUGUUGUUGAUUUCAUUAAGUCUAUUUCUUUAUAAUCCCUUUCCUUCCAUAAGAAUCCACAAAAAAUUAUUUGUGACACUUUCAUUUUCUUUGUAAGAGAAUCUGUAUUUCUUUCUAUAGUGGUAAAGACACUGUUUUGUCCAUAUAUCUGUAACAGAACUGAGUGUCCCUUGUGACUGAACAAUACAAUUUGUGUACCAGUGCUGAGAUCAGGAAGGCUGUGUAUUGGUACUAAAAGGUCUCGGAGAUUACACAUUAUGAGAACUCUCAACUGACAAAAGUUCAGUGUGGCUGAGUAAUUGCAACACAAUAAAAAAGAAACCUCUGACAAUUCAUGUAGAAAGAUAGUUCUGAUUCACACUUGCUACCUGUGACAGUCCUGAGCAUGCUUCCUCUGCGAGUGCUAUCUGAGAAUACGAUAAUUCCACAGGCCCUUCUACAUCACUGUAUGCCUUGUGCAUUCCCUUGUGUUUUGAACGUACUCCUCUUGCAAUUCAUGCAUAAUUUACUUUUCCUCAUUAUUCCCUAUUCAACCUUGACUUGUCCAUGCAUGACUGGGUCUACGCCGUAUUAGUAUCAGAACAUAUAAAACGAUGAAUAUGGAAGCUGUUAUUUAAUUAUAGCCAAAAUUAUUUUCAGUUAGUAGAAUACUUGUGGAGUGAUUAAAUCAUGGAGACACCCAAACUGCCUUGCUUAUAUUGGAUGGAUGCAGGUAAUGCCUGAGUUAAUAAACUCUAAGUUGUCAAG